GCCUGAUCCCCUCGGCGAGAAGCGUCAGUGGCCGGGCCGGGAGGGAAAGGAAAGGUGUGGGAGGGCGGCGCGCCUCCCUUCGACGCCCUCUCCCCCCCCCCCGCGCGCCACCGCGCCGCCUUAGUCCGGCCCUGCCCCGCGCCAAGGUUUCCCUUUGCCCUGAGGGACUGCGCUGUGCUGCUCUCGCUUCGCGCCGGAGAGGCAGAGCCGGCGGCCGGAGGAGCUCGGCGUCGGGAGGCGCCCGCAGCGACGCCGCCAGCAGCAGCUGCGCGAAGCCCGGGCCAUGAGGAGCCGCCGUGACUCUCUGGCGACUCCGCGCGACUCCCUCGCCGCCGCGGCCCCGGGGGAUGCCCUCUAGGCGCGAGGAUGAGGCAGAGCAGGGGACAGCGGAUGGUCCUGGCCACUUGCCUGGGCUCUCUGCUCCUCGUCGUCUUCUACUUCCAGAGCAGCUCCAACCCAGCUGCAGAGGACAGGAUUCUGAAGUCCGGUUGGCAUGGAAAGUCUGGUCGAAGUCCACUUCAGGCUCUUUACCACGGUGAUCAGUUUGAGCAGUCCUCCCUGCAGGCGACGCACCAGCGCAGGCGGGACCUGCUGAACAAGGUGUGCAACCGUUACACGCGCAAGCGACGCCUCCUCACUCCUGACGACUUGCGCCACCUGGUGGUUGACGAUGUUCACGGGCUGCUGUACUGCUACGUCCCCAAGGUGGCUUGCACUAACUGGAAACGGGUCAUGAUGGUCUUGACCGGGCAGGGCAAGUACCAGGACCCGCUGGAAAUCCCAGCCAACGAGGCGCAUGUGGCUUCCAACCUGCACACCCUCUCAGAGUACAGCAUCCCCGAAAUCAACUACCGCCUGCGCAACUACCUCAAGUUCAUCUUUGUGCGGGAGCCUCUGGAACGGCUGGUCUCUGCCUACCGCAACAAGUUCACCCGCAGCUAUAACACGGCGUUCCACAAGCGCUACGGGACCAAGAUAAUCCGGCGGCAUCGCCAGGACCCCAGCGAUGAGGCCCUGGAGCACGGCCAUGAUGUGCGCUUCGAGGAGUUUGUGUACUAUUUGCUGGAUCCGCAGACUCAGCGCGAAGAGCCUUUCAAUGAGCACUGGGAGCGAGUGCACUCCCUCUGCCACCCCUGUAUCAUCCACUACGACGUGGUAGGCAAGUACGAGACAUUGGCCAAGGACUCCAAUUACAUCCUGCGGCUGGUUGGGGCUGACGCAGGCGUCAAGUUCCCCUCCUCCUCCAAGACCACCAGGACCAACGAUGACAUGACGGCUAAGUUCUUCCAGAACAUCAGCCCCUUUUACCAAAGGAGGUUAUUUAAUUUAUACAAAAUGGACUACUUGCUCUUCAACUACUCCAUCCCGACUUACUUGCGCACCCGAUGAGUUGGUGACCAAGCACCCGGGCCUCCCUUUGCCUUUUCUGAUUUCUGCUGCCAGCCAGUGAACAUAAGAUAGGAGAUAACCCUUCCCCUCUUGUUUUGAUGGUCAAUCCAUUGGGAUUCCAGUUUGUCAAAACUGCAGCCACUGUUCCUGUCUCUUCCAUUCCCUUAUUUCAGUUAAAGGAAUCUGCUGUUGUUUGAUUAUCCUUUCUCAGCCAAAGAGAAUUGUUUCCAGGAGAUCACAGGAAUUGUGGCCUUUUUUUUGUAAGGAGAUUGGAGAAUCAGCCUGGAACAAUCAGAGAAGCAAUAAAACAUGAUAUGCAUUUUAUGUGUUGCUUAAUAUUCCCCCAAAGCCUCUCUCUCUCUCCUCGUAGAUUGAAGAAGCAGGGGUCGUGAGCCAAAAGUGUCUUAUUGUGAACAAUGUCUUAGUGUGAACUAGAAUUUUUCUGUGAGACAAAGCCUUAUUUCAUGCCCCCCUCCUCGCUCUUUCUCUCUCAACCAGUGUUGGAUAUGACUGAGCACUUUCUGCACACAAAGCCCACCAAGUUAUACUCCCAAGCAAAUUCCAUUCAUAUGACUAGACAUUGCACUGGGGCAGUGCUGCUUAAUAGAUUGUCCAUUGGAGUAGGGCGGGGUAUGCACACAUAUGAAGGCCUGAACCAAAGCAGAAAUGAAGGCCUUUCUUCAAUCCUUAAAAAAAUACAAGUCAACAUGCAGUCAUUGCAUGAAUGAAUUGCUGCGGCUUUCUCUCUUUAUGUGCAUAACUCAGGAGUAGCCAACAUGAUACCUUCUAUAUAUUGUGGACGACAACUCCCAUCAGCCCCGACCAGCAUAGCCAACAGCCAAGGAUGAUGGGAGUUGUAGUCCAAAGCAUCUGACAAGCACAAGAUAGGCUACCCUUGGCCUAGCUCACCAUGGGCCUAACCAAUUUAAGCUCCAGAACCAGGUUCUUUAAUCUGUGAAAAAGGGGUGGAGAUGGAGACAGAGUUGGGAACACUCUUGGGAUUAGAAGGCUAGCAAUGUUUUGUUUUACCAAUCUGAGGGAAACUGUACUCUGCAACUUACCUUGAAUUAUAAUUGAGCUUUUUGAUCUGGUUCGCACAACCCAGUAAGCCAAAAUAUGGCUUAUGGGGGACCAUAUGGGCAUCUGGGUUCCCAGAGAGGAGCUUGCCACCGCUUUGUUCUCCCACCCUCAGCCAUUUUUGCUCCUGCAUUGUGCCAAGGUGCUGUCUGGACCAGAGCUUGUAGCUAAGUGAUGUCUCACCAGGCCCGGCUCUAGGGGUAGUCCUGGUGGCAUGGGGCGCCAGGGCGCUGUGCGGCGAAGCUGCGUGACGCCCGCCCACUAGGGCAGGGGCGCAGGAGCGAUCUCCGCGCGUCGGGCACCAGGGCGCCCGACCUGCUUGAUACUGCCCUGUGUCUCACUAUGAGUUGUAACCAAGAGCAGGCCUUUGGUUUCUCAUGUUGUGUGAACCAGGCCUUUCCCACUAGGUCUGGCUCCAUAGAAGGGAUCCUGCCCACCCCAUAGACCUCUCCUGGCAUGCGGAGAAUGUAGAACAUGCCUUGGAGGACUAGUCAGUUUCCUCCUUCUGGGAGAUUGCCCUUGCAGUUAACCAUCGUCCUCUCAUGCGAUUUCCAGAGGAGGGAGAUAAUGUCCCUGGGAAGGUGGUUGCCAUCUUCUCUCUAGGAAAGCCUGCACCCUCUUUACCAAUCAUUAUUCUUAGGAGGGAAAGAAGUGUAUAUUUUUAGCAGUGGCCUCCACCUCAGAGCUAGCCACUCUCCAAGCCUGAAACAAAGGAGAGGAUGUAGGGAUGUAACUCUGAGGUGGGGCAGGCAGCCUUCUGUAUUUAGCUGCUGAGCUGUGGGCUGCUAAUUGCAGCUCCAGAAUAAAUGCAAUCCCUGUGCCCUGUAAAUUAGAGGUGUCUGGAAUGUUCAGAGCAAAAGCUGGACUUUUGGAAGUGGGAAAUAAAAAUGCCCCUUCUCUUCCAAACCCUCAACCAUGCUUUUAAAAAUGUUGCUUAUAGUUCUUCAUAACUCUUUUGUUCCGCCCUCUCUUUUGCUGCUUCAGUGCCAUGGUUUUCCUGCUUUCCCAGCCAAAUGGGGAUCACAUAUUGACCCCUGUGAGGUCACAAUGCCAUAUAACCAAUUGGAUUUUACUAAACGGUGAAGUCAUGAAAUGUACUUGGAGUGGGAGCUGUGCUUCUUUUGCUGACCCUGAGAGGGCAACUGCUUUCUCCUUUGUUUCCAGUCCUCCCGGGAAAUCAUUCAAACAGAAGAGGAGUACUUUCCCUAAGGGAAACACUUUUACAAAAGGCACUUCCCCUUCAUGCCAGCCUCACUACAUAUACUGUAUAGUCCAGCUAUAAGACGACUGGGCGUAUAAGACGACCCCCCCCAACUUUUCCAGUUAAAAUAUAGAGUUUGGGAUAUACUCGCCGUAUAAGAAAUACGACCCAGCGUAUAAGACGACCCCCGACUUUUGAGAAGAUUUUCCUGGGUUAAAAAGUAGUCUUAUAUGCAGGAAAAUACAGUAUUUAUUUAUUGCCUUAUUAGGGUAAUGUCUUGACUGUUCCCCCCCCCCCCCAUAGAAUAGGCAUGGGCAACCUGUGUCCCUCCAGUUGAUGUUGGACUCCCAUCAGCCUAAACCAGCAUAGCCAAUAGUCAGGAAUAAUGGGAACUGUAGUCCAAUAAUAUCUGAAGGAUCACAGGUUUUCAUGCAUGGCCUAGGACAAGAAUGUAACAGUGUGUGUGUGUGUGUGUGUGUGUGUGUGUGUGUGUGUGUGUCCAUGUCUGUGUCCUUUAAUUGGAAGAGGGGAUUUCUCCUCCCAAGUGGUCCAUCUCUGCUUGGCACUUUCCUCAGCUCCUUCCUUUAUUCUCCUACCUCUGAUUCACACUCCACACAUUCAAAAGCAUUUUUAAACCUCCAAACUCUUGUACAGAGAAAAUGAAAGGGCUAAACGCUGAAACUUGGAGCCUCCCCUGCCUUGGGGGAUAUGAGGCUCCCCCAGUUGUGUUUUUGCAAGUUGUGCCUCAGCUGGGCCAAGGUGCCAUUCUGAGCGAAGGGGUGGUGGAUUUGGAAAGAGCUGGUGCCCUUAAAAGUGUUCUCAUCAGCUGGUUUUGGUUCAGGAAGAGUUUGGACAGAGAACAGUGUUCAUUGAUUAGGGGUGCCCUGCUCUGUACAAAUCCUACACCCAGGAAGACUUGCCUUACAUUAAGAUUGGAUUAUAUUAAGACUGAAUGCACCAUUUGCCAUAGACUGGUUUGCAUAUUGAUAAUUGCUUCCCACCCCCAACCCCCAAAAAGCUGCCUUGGUUGCAUGGGCCAAGCCAAUCCUCCAGCAUAUCCAUUUUUAUUUUGGUGCAAAGCACUUUGAAAUCCCAAAGAACUUGAAUGCACUCUAGAAGUGGGAAGGUAGGAAACCUUAUUCAGUGAUGACCUGGGUUUUGGAGGGGAAGAACAUGUUUGGAGUGGUAGAGAUAUUGCCUAGAUAUGGAGAGAGAGAGAGAGAGAGAGAGAGAGAGAGAGAGAGAGAGAGAGAGAGAGAGAGAGAGAGAGAGAGAGAGAGAGAGAGAGAGAGAGAGACUUGUAAGCCAUGGUCAGUCUGCCUAGCUUUGGAGCAUUUGUACUUGAAGAGACAAUCAGUUCCGUCCAAAUGGACAGUUUUGCUUCAAUAAAGCUGCAUUUUUGUCUCUACCACGUUACCCUUGUCUUUGUCUUUGUACAUAAUGCAUCACCUCUGUUAACUAACUGUGCUGAUAAAGAGGAUGGCUGUGCUGCAGGCCUGGAUCUGGUGACUUGGGCAAAGAGAUGGUCCAUCUGGGGCUCUCGAGAUGGUGUGGACAGCUUCAGCCUGCCACAGCCAGCAUGGCCAAAUGGUCAGGAGAGCUGGGAGCUGCCAUUUGCCAACAUCUGGGCUAUCCUUACUGUUCUGAGUGGGCUUGGGGAAACGAGAGUUGAGUAGCCAUUUGGAAUUGCUCCCCACAAUCUGAAUCGGGUCAUGCAAUACCCUAAAAGCGUGUUUCAUAUUAUUAAAACCGGGUCAUAUAUGCCCCUGUGACUUCUCUGUCUGUAGGCAAACUUUCCAUACAAGAGUGCAAGCCUCUUGAGACUGGUUGCACCUACUUAGAAUCAACAUAGAGCUGUGGGGACACGUCAAGGCCGAUUGGGUGAACUACAACCAUUUAAACUGAAUGUGAUACGCUUCUUGUACAUUGACAUGCAUGCUGCUGUUUCUGUGGAGCAAUUGCAGGUCUGUUAUCUUCCGCAUUCUCCUGCUUUUUUAAAUGGGUAAUUCUGAUGCCAUUUCAAGUUAAGAAGCCCCAAAACAGCAGGAGGGGAGAGUGCUGUUCUGCUCACGUCCUGCUUGCAUGAUUCUGUAGGAACUUGGUUGGCCAACAGAAUGGGCAGGAGAGAACUGGCUAGCAAAUAUUUCAGUAUGAACUUUGAACCAAUGUUUCAAUAUGAACAAUGAGUGGACUCUGCCUGCCACCGGCUCUUCCUACCGUCGAUCUCCCAUCCCAUCCCUGAUCCAAUGGGCGCCACCCACCACUGCUGAAAGGAUCCGUGUGCCUUUAACAGGCGAGCAGCAGGCAGCAAUCCAACAGAUGCAACUUUCCUUCCCAGCAUGGAGAUGUGGUGACAGGAGCUGAUGGAUGAGCCUUGCAGCUGUGGUUCUAAAGAGAAGCAUGUGUGAAUCUGUUGAAUGAAAAAAAAAAUUGUUUGUUUCAGGCGGGGGGGCGGGGGAGUCAGCUGGCUGUCCUACGAGAGCCUGCAAUCUACAAAGAAGAAAAACUUGGUUUUGUCAGAAGUUCCACAGCUGCUGUGACCUUAAGCCUCAUGUGGGUCUUUGAAGUUAAUUAAGAGAUCUGCUUCUACACGUUGGCUCUUCCUGGGUAUGGCUGCCCUCCUGGUGCAUCAGAGCAGUGUGCAGAACUCAUCCCACACCCUCUCCGCCCACCCGCCUUGCUCUGCGUCAUGGGCUGAAUGAUGGCACUCGUCCUCUUUGACUCUCGCAUUUGGUGCAGAACCAGCGAGGCCAUUUAUCACCCCUCGUCUGCUGAAAAGUCUGAAUAAUCUUAUGUGGAUUCAAUCUUUGUCAAUUAGAUCAGAGAACAUUGCAUAAAACGGAUUUAAAUCUGCUCUCUUCCCCGGCUGCAUUAAUCAUUAAGCUGCCACCAAAUUGCCACACUUUUCUCUCGCUUGCUCUGUGGCAGGAUGUGUGCCUGCCCUCCAAAGAGCUUUUGGAGAGGGGCUUUAAUCAUUUCUUUGCAACAUAGCGCCAAAGGUUUUGACUUAGUAAUAAAUCUUCGUUAUCCCCCACAAAGAUUUUUAUUUAAAAAAACAACCCAACCCUGACCCAAUUGCUACAAGAUGGAGAAAAGUCUGCAGGUCCAAGCUAACCCUCUUUUCGCAAUAGUCUAUGUAGAAAGAAAAUGCCAUGCCUUGCUGUCAUUGCCAAGGGGAGCGGGGCAGCUCCAGUUUGCACUACUUCCCAAGCAAACCACAACUCUUCCCUGCAAGGGCCCAUAGCUCAGUGAUAGAGAAUCUGCUUCACAUGCAGAAGGUCCCAUGUUCAAUCCCCAGGUGGGGCUAGGAGGGUUCCUUGUCUCGGCCCCGUAGAAAACUGCUGCCAGUCAGUGUAGACAAUACUGAGGUAGGUGGACCAAUGAUCUGACUCAGUAUAAGACAGCUCCCUAUGUUCACACUUUGGCGAGAAUUGCAGAAGGCACCAUUGGCCAGUCUCUGCACAACAGCCCUUAAAAACAUGGGCCCAACCCACACCCCCUGCCCAGCCAAUUGAUUCUUAAUGUGGGGAGGAAUAUCCAGUCAAAAAGAGCAAAGUGUGAGGCCUCUGGUGGUCAACUUAAUGGAACGUUUACUAGGAGGAACCUUAGGUAAAGGUAAAGGGGCCCCUGACCAUCAGGUCCAGUUGUGUCCGACUCUGGGGUUGCGGCGCUCAUCUCGCUC
Zootoca vivipara (common lizard) is the source of this 7349-nucleotide messenger RNA. Its product is annotated as carbohydrate sulfotransferase 11. The record is from RefSeq and is a predicted model, not a curated record. Gene Ontology annotation, cellular component: membrane. Gene Ontology annotation, biological process: proteoglycan biosynthetic process; carbohydrate biosynthetic process. NCBI's taxonomy places the organism in Eukaryota, Metazoa, Chordata, Lepidosauria, Squamata, Lacertidae. Gene Ontology annotation, molecular function: sulfotransferase activity.